UUAUACUUAUUUGGGAUCUCCUCACCACUCCAACCCCCAGAAUUUCGGCUGCCAAUUAAUAAACUGCCGUGCCUCCCUCCGAUGGCGGACGGAGGAGGAGGAGGAGGAGGAGGAGGAGAUGAGCCUGAGGAGCUCAGCGACAAGCAGAAGGCAGAGAUCGCCAAAUGGUUCCUCGCCAAUGCCCCCGCCGGGGAGAUCCAAUACGUCGCCAAGGACGUGCGAUCCAUUCUCGGGGACGACAAAAUCUACGAGAUGGCCGCGGCGGAGGCCUUCCCCCUCCACAACAAGGCGCACUUGCUCGCCCUCGAGAUGCCUGAUCGAAGCGGUGACGUACUUAUUACAACAUAUGGAGAACUUGACAAAAUCAAUUAUUUUGAUCCCAGGACUGCUCAAGUUGCUACAGUGGAUCAUGUGAAACAAGUUUGUACAAAUGUACGACCCGCCAAUGAUGAUGAGCUCCCAUCUCCAUAUAUUGAAGAUUUCCGGAGUACCCUUGAUGCUGAACUCAGCAAAUAUGUUGGUGAAACUUAUCCAAAGGGAGUGUGUGCAGUUUACUGUGUUAGUGGAAAAGAUGCAGAAGGACCAGGAGCUGAUUUUGAGUUUGUAGUGGUGAUUUCUGCUGUGAAGCAUAGCCCACAAAAUUUCUGCAAUGGGAUCUGGCAGUCAAUUUGGAAUAUAGAAUUCAAGGAUGAUCUGCAAUUUGUGGAAAUAAAAGGAAAGAUACAGGUAGGAGCCCAUUACUUUGAAGAAGGAAAUGUCCAGUUGGAUGCUAAACUUGAAUGCAAGGACUCCACCAUCUUCCAGUCUCCUGAAGAUAGUGCUGUCUCAAUAACCAACAUUGUUCGGCACCAUGAGACUGAAUAUCUGGCAUCCCUUGAGGCAUCAUAUGUGAAUUUACCUGACACCACUUUCAAGGAUCUUAGAAGGAAACUUCCAGUUACUCGUACGUUAUUCCCAUGGCAGAAUACUAUGCAAUUCAGCCUUACUAGAGAUAUAACAAAAGAAAUGGGGAUUGGAAAGUGAAGGUGCACACAGUGAUGAGAUGGCAAUCUUUUAUUUCCAUUCAAACUCCAGAGUUCAUUAUAUUGAAGUUCUGAUUUUUUUUUCUUAUUUUAUUUCUCCAGAUACAAUAGUUGUAAAGAGAGACUUGCUUUUGUCACAGCUUGGCAUAUGUCCAUCCAUGUUUCACAAAUAUGUACAACUUUCUGUAUUCUCCAUGUACUCCUUCACUUGUAUAUUGCACAAUGUUUGGAAAGAAAUCAUGUCUUCUGCAA
Messenger RNA from Musa acuminata AAA Group (dessert banana), 1274 nucleotides. Its product is annotated as F-actin-capping protein subunit alpha-like. Gene Ontology annotation, cellular component: actin cortical patch; F-actin capping protein complex. Gene Ontology annotation, biological process: barbed-end actin filament capping; actin cytoskeleton organization. The record is from RefSeq and is a predicted model, not a curated record. The transcript has 10 exons. Bases 82 to 1023 code for a protein of 313 amino acids. Lineage: Eukaryota; Viridiplantae; Streptophyta; Magnoliopsida; Zingiberales; Musaceae. Gene Ontology annotation, molecular function: actin filament binding.